GCAUCCUCUCCUAUCUCUCCUCUCCUCACUCUUAACUUUCUCAUCAUUCAGUCCUGCAGGUUGUGAUGUGUUUAACAAACAAUCAGCGAUAACAAAACAGUUUUACUGCAUUCUGGAUAAAAUUCCAUUAACUGAGGGUUAAUUUGGUAACUGUAAGAGAGCAGAAUGUCUAACAACAUGGCCAAGAUUGCAGAUGCGCGAAAGACGGUGGAACAAUUAAAGCUGGAGGUUAAUAUAGACAGAAUAAUGGUAUCUAAAGCAGCAGCCGAACUGAUGGCUUACUGUGAGACCCAUGCAAAAGAAGACCCCCUGGUGACACCUGUACCAUCCUCAGAAAACCCUUUCAGAGAGAAAAAGAUUUUCUGUACUAUUUUGUAGUUAUUUAUAGCGGUUUAUUGUAUUAUUUUUUAGGAUAAUUUCAACACCUGAAGCCAAAAUAUUUCUCUAACGUUAUACACAAUGUUCUUUAAUGUGUAAAAUGUCUCCUUAUCUCUGUCAUGUAACUGUUGUAAUCUAUCAUAACUUGGUACUUCAGAGUUAUUUUCUUUUUAAUUUUUCUUUUAAUUACUUAUCCACGUGUAAAAAAUGUGUAAUAAACAUUUUCUCAAGGCA
Messenger RNA from Triplophysa dalaica, 612 nucleotides. RefSeq names its product guanine nucleotide binding protein (G protein), gamma 8 (gene gng8). NCBI's taxonomy places the organism in Eukaryota, Metazoa, Chordata, Actinopteri, Cypriniformes, Nemacheilidae. Gene Ontology annotation, molecular function: G-protein beta-subunit binding. Gene Ontology annotation, biological process: G protein-coupled receptor signaling pathway. Gene Ontology annotation, cellular component: heterotrimeric G-protein complex. The transcript is spliced from 3 exons. The record is from RefSeq and is a predicted model, not a curated record. Bases 166 to 378 code for a protein of 70 amino acids.